This is a messenger RNA of Dioscorea cayenensis subsp. rotundata (Guinea yam), 1100 nucleotides long. RefSeq names its product probable BOI-related E3 ubiquitin-protein ligase 3. Gene Ontology annotation, molecular function: ubiquitin-protein transferase activity. The transcript is spliced from 2 exons. NCBI's taxonomy places the organism in Eukaryota, Viridiplantae, Streptophyta, Magnoliopsida, Dioscoreales, Dioscoreaceae. The record is from RefSeq and is a predicted model, not a curated record. The coding region runs from base 226 to 1041 and encodes 271 amino acids.
CAGAGAAAGCGAAAGCAAAGCAAAAGAUAGAUACAAGAGCUUGCACACGAGAAAGCAAAGCAAAGCUAAAAACAAAGCUCUCCCACUCUUCUCGUGCUUCUCUCCUUUGACCCUUCUUCUUCUUCUUCUUCUCCAUCAUCAUCAUCAUCUCUCUCUUUCUCUCUAUCUCUCUAUAUAUACACUCAUUCAUUCACUCUUUCAUUCAUUUAUACAUAUACAUUAUCAAUGGCUGUGCAACAACAACAAGUACAUCAACAACAUGUUGAUCAGUUAGUAUAUCAUCAGUUACUCAAGACCUCAACGUUCAGCUCGCCGGAGAGUGGCCUGAGUUACAAUGCUUCAGCUCCUCGGAAACGUAGCCGUCCUAUUACUCCCAUCUCCCCUUCUUUACCGGAGCUUCCCACCACCUCCACCAGUGACCAAGAUCUCUUCUCUCAUCUCUACCAACACACUCUAGACGUUGACACUCUCAUCCAUUUCCAGAAUGAAAGGUUGAGAUUGUAUGUAGAGGAGUUGCAAAGAAGGCAUUAUAGAGCAGUGUUAAUAGCAGUGGAGCAGGAGGUGACAAGAAGAUUAAAAGAAAAGGAAACAGAGCUUGAAGAUGUGAAGAAUAAGAACUUAGAUCUUGAACAGAAGUUACGGCAACUCGCCGGUGAAAACCAGGUCUGGUUCAACGUGGCAAAGAACAACGAGGCUGUUGUUUCUGGUCUACGUUUGAGUUUAGAGCAAGCUCUUCUUCGUAACGCCGGCGCCGGAGCCGGAGGUCCGGCGGUUGAAGGGUUUGGAGAGGGUGGUGGUGUUGGGAAUGAUGAUGAUGAUGAUGAUGAUGAUGAUGCUCAGUCUUGCUGCGGUGGAGGUGGCGGCGCCGCCGCCGGAGGAAGGUGGCGAGGAGGGUGUAAGGCUUGUGGGAAGAGAGAAGCUUGCUUUGUGGUGUUACCCUGUAGGCAUCUUUGCUUAUGUGAUUCCUGCGAAUCAAAGGUGGACACGUGUCCCGUUUGCAUGUCUAAGUUAAGUAGUUGCUUGCAUGUGUUUUUGUCUUGAUUUAAAUUGUUAAUCACUUUGGUUAGUGAAUGCUUAAUUAAAUUUUAAACCUUUUUUUU